Molecule: messenger RNA, 2417 nt
Organism: Pristis pectinata (smalltooth sawfish)
Lineage: Eukaryota; Metazoa; Chordata; Chondrichthyes; Rhinopristiformes; Pristidae
Gene: nbl1
Product: NBL1, DAN family BMP antagonist
Exons: 4
Coding region: 16-774 (252 amino acids)
Biological process (GO): animal organ morphogenesis
Molecular function (GO): receptor ligand activity; BMP binding
Source: RefSeq, a predicted model, not a curated record
GAGAUCGAUUCCCUGAUGGGACCCCCUCCCUCACCCUCCCCCCCCCCCCCACACCCAGUCCCUGGGCAGAUCCAGACUCCCAGCCAAAGCAGCAGCGAGCGAGCGGCCGGCGAGUCUCUUCCACAGAGCCCCGGCGACCGGAGUCUGAUGCCGGACUUUUGUUGGACGGACGGGGAACAGGAGACGGAUCCCGAACCCCAGGAGGGGCUGAGGCCGAAGCCGGGGCUUCGCCUGGGCACACGGGCCAUGGUGGAACACUUGACCAUAAUGCUUUGGUUCAUGUUGGGCAUCCUGCUCCCGUCCCUCGUUGUGGCAGCACCACCUCCCAUCAAUAAACUGGCUUUGUUUCCUGAUAAGAGUGCCUGGUGUGAAGCAAAGAACAUCACCCAGAUAGUUGGCCACACUGGAUGUGAGUCAAAGUCCAUCAAGAACAGAGCAUGCCUUGGCCAGUGUUUCAGCUAUAGUGUGCCCAACACCUUUCCACAAUCAACUGAAUCCCUGGUUCACUGUGACUCCUGCAUGCCGGCACAGUCCAUGUGGGAAAUUGUCAAGUUGGAAUGUCCUGGUAAUGAGGCAAUGCCCAGGGUAGACAAGCUGGUGGAGAAAAUUCUACACUGCAGCUGCCAGGCAUGUGGGAAGGAGCAGCACCAAGAUUCCCAACUUUUUAAUGGAAUUCUAAAUGAGGAGGAUGUCUCUCCAGGAGUGGUCGAACCCCAUCAGGUCAUUCACCAUGAGAAAGAAGUUGCCCUCAAACGUGCCAGAGAAGAAGCCUAGCAAAGUGGACAUUUUGAUGGAGAAAAAGUGAAGAUGUGGUAUAAAAUUUCGAUUUGUUUUAUUUGUUGAGGUUUUAGAGGAAAAAAAAUCAAAGUAUAACAAAAUUUUUAAAACCAUGCAGACUUAUUUAAAGAGAAAGUCUUUAAAGAAUAAAGUUUGUUGUAGAAAUCCCAUUCAAAUAAUAAUAUAUACCUCACCAAGGUCCAGCAAAGUAUAAUUAGAAUUUGAUGAUCAGUGUUGGGUUCACAAUACCAGUAAUCAAGGUUUUUAUGCCACAGAAAUCCCUGUGUGUAGCCAUUUCAAACUCAUAACUGUUUGUAUAUAAAAUUAUAGUUUGUAAAUCUGUGUAAACUUUUUUCAUUUAAUUUUCUGGUCAUCAACUUUCUAGACAUAGAGAAGACGGGGAUAAACACAGGGAGAAAAAAAUAGAAUCACAGCCAUAGCGAUGGAGGGUUAGAGGGACUGAGACACUGAGACCAGAGUCUGUCUGUCUGUCUCUCUGACUCACUCACUCACACACACAACACAGAGACACAUACUUACAAACACAGCUAAAAGGACAGAGGAAUGGAGAGGUGCAUGCACAGCCACGUACACAAGGUCAUAGGGCACAGCCAUACACAUCCACGCAAGUACAGAGACAGAGAGAAUACACAUAUUCAUACACACAAAGAGGAGAUGGAGAGAAUUCCGGUUAAUGAACAUACACUGGCACAGGCAUAGGCAUGAUGGACAGACGUGUGUGCGUGCGCGCGCACACGGACACACACACACAGAGUCAGAGAGCUACACACACAGGCACACACAAAGAUGCAGAGAGACAGAGAGCGAGUGGAGUACACAUAUGCAUGCCCACACGUGCACAGAGAGAGAAAGACAAGGAAAGUGAGGAGAACCUCAUGUAGAUGAAGAGCUACGAAGAUGGAGAAAGAGAAUGAGGCACUUGCAUACCUGGAUGUAGACAGAAGUGUAAACUCAGCAGGCAGAGAGAUAGUGUUGCUGAAGAAACAGAUUGCUACAUUCAUACAGCACAUUAAAAAAUCACAACUUUUGUUAAGAUGAAACUGUGUGUAAUAGAGUAUUUUUAAUAUGUAAGGGUUCAAACCAUGGGUUUGAUGAAGUCCAUGUAGUGUGGGUGCUAAGGCAUCACAAAGCUUCCAACUUUGGUCCUCACACUGCAAUAAUAUGGGCAAUUCCAUUUUGGGCUGGUGGUGGUUUGGGGAGAGGGAGCAGGAGUGCCCUUAGGGUCUAAAAUAUAAUGUCAGCGAUUCCACUCCUGAUCACCGUUUAGUGGCUUCCAUAGAUGAGUGUAUGUAGUUCGAUGGCCUCAGAAUAGAGCAGCCUGCUGACAGUGACUGCACAGGCUCCUGGGAAGAAGGGCGCGAUACCAGUGAGUGACCAUGGGAAGAAGGCUGAUCUGGGUGAGAUACCAGUGCUGUUAGAUCUGCACCAGCAGGAGUAAUUCUCUUUAAAAAGAGCCAAUGAAAAGCAAACAUAAAAGGUGGGGGCAAGGGUUGAAGGAAACUUGGGGGGGAGGUGGUAAAUCGUUCUUGUCUUGUUUAUACCAUUGUGUUCUUCUGCUCAAAUUCUGUACUUAUAUUUUUCCUUUUGUAAACUGUUGGAUUAAAUGUUGAUGGAUUACC